CGUGCUGUAAACGAAUACAAUAAUAUCACAUCCGUUUUGUCAGUAGCACUCAUUUUGUCUACGAACGUUAGAGAUAUAUUAUUCUUUGUUUAUUUAGGCUAACUUAGUAAUAACUAAUUAGCACAACAGAUGGUUAAUGUUAAUUAAUCAUAAGUGACAAAUAGAGAUAUGUUGUAAGAAAUAAUUGAAAGUUGUGCUAAAUAUAUCAAAGUCCUCAUAAAUUUCAAAGCCUUCCUGCUUCAGUUUGUCCCUCGUUAUUUCACCUUAAAGCUACAAUCGCUCUCACAGGCGCUGGUGAGGCCAGUACGGACCUGGAAGACAUUUCAACUGAGUGGGGUGAAGCACUAAGCAACAAGAAAGUAAGACAGAUUGACAGAAGCAAGGGUCUUGUUGAAGAGAUUAUCAAACAACAUUGGAAGAACUGUUUACCUGAGAUUUUCAUCAUCAUCGUUUUUUUGAUGUCUACUUUUUCAAGCUGACAACUGUCGAACAGUUUGACACGAACAAAUGAACCAGAGAACUCAGUCUUGCUGUAGAUGUGAAUUCGUGGCUUGCUCACGUGUACAUCAUCGAUAUUUCUUAUUUGUUUUAAAGACGAAGUGUUCUUCAUACACAUUUAUGAUAGAAAUAGCAUUAAGAUAUUUUUUGUGAACUAAGCUUCAUAGAAACAUUUUUCUAUUUCACUGGCUGCUAUAUUCAGAAAAAAGAUUUUGUAUUUUAAUUGAACUUUAAUUAUAAAAGGGUUCAGAGCAUCCUCAGAUAUUAUCAAAGAUCACAGCAGUAUUUAGUGAGUAUAAAAUACAACAAAAAAUUGCUUCAUAUUUUGAUAAGAAAAGAAAAAUAAUAGAAAAUGAAUUCUGUGAGAACAAAGUUACCUUUAAAAGGCAGAAAAAAAAAUAUUCGUUCUUCUAAUAGGAAAAAAAACAAAGGUAAAAGAUCAUCAUCAUCAUCAUCAUCAUAUCACUGUGAUAUCUGUGGCAAAUCAUUCUCUCAUCAUCCUAACUUAACUAGACACAAACGUAUUCACACAGGCGAGAACCCAUAUCGCUGUGACAUCUGUGGUAAAUCAUUCUCUCAAAAUGGUAACUUAACUAUACAUAAACGGAUCCAUUCAGGAGAGGAACCAUAUCACUGUGAUGUAUGUGGCAAAUCAUUCUCACAAAAUGCCAAUUUAGCUACACACAAGCAAAUUCAUUCAGGAAAGAAGCCAUAUCGCUGUGAUAUCUGUGGUAAAUCGUUCUCACAAAAUUCCAAUUUAACUAGACACAAACAUAUUCAUAAAGGAGACAAACCCCAUCACACUCCUACCAGUGAUAAAUCAUUCCCAGAAAAGAGUAUUUUAACUACGCACAACUGUAUUCACACAGGGAAGAAGAAGCCAUAUCGCUGUGAUAUCUGUGGUGAAACAGUCUCUCGAAAUGAUCGCUUAAGUUCUAACAAGCGAAUUCCUAGAGGAAAGAAACCAAAUAACCGUGGUAAAUCAUCCUCUCAAAAUAGUAGCGUAAGUACUCACAAACGGGUUCUUAGAGGAGAGAAGCCAUAUCGAUGUGAUAUCUGUGGUAAAUCAUUCUCUCAAAAUAAAUUAAGUACUCACAAACGAACUCAUUCAGGUGAGAAGCCAUACCAAUGUGAUAUCUGUGGUAAAUCAUUCUCUCAAAAUAGUAGCUUAAUUACUCACAAACGAAUUCAUAGAAGUGAAAAGCCAUACCACUGUGAUAUCUGUGGUAAAUCAUUCUCCCAAAAUGUUAACUUAAGGACUCACAAACGAAUUCAUUCAGGCGAGAAGCCAUAUCAAUGUGAUAUCUGUGGUAAAUCAUUCUCUCAAAAUAGUAGCUUAAUUACUCACAAACGAAUUCAUAGAAGUGAAAAGCCAUACCACUGUGAUAUCUGUGGUAAAUCAUUCUCUCAAAAUGGUAGCUUAAAUAUUCACAAACGAAUUCAUUCAGGAGAUAAGCCGUAUCACUGUGAUAUCUGUGGUCAAUCCUUCUCACAGAAUUGCAAUUUGGUUAGACACAAACAUCUUCAUACAGAAAAGAAACCAUAUUGCUGUGGUAUCUGUGGUAAAUCAUUUUCACCAAAUGGCAAUUUAACUACACACAAAUAUAUUUAUAGAGGAAAGAAGCCAUACUGUGAUAUCUGUUGUCAAUCAUUCCCUCAAAAUGAUCACUUAAGUGCUGACAAACGAAUUCAUAGAGGUAAAAAGCCAUAUCACUGUGAUAUCUGUGGUAAAUCAUUCUCUGUAAGUUGUAAAUUAACUAAACAUACACGUAUUCAUACAGGAGAGAAACCAUAUCAUUGUGAUAUCUGUGGUAAAUCAUUCUCUCAAAAUGGUACCUUAAGUACCCACAAACGAAUUCAUUCAGGAUAUAAGCCGUAUCACUGUGAUAUCUGUGGUCAAUCCUUCUCACAGAAUUGCAAUUUACUUAGACACAAACAUAUUCAUACAGGAACGAAGCCAUAUCGUUGUGAUAUCUGUGGUAAAUCAUUCUCACAAAGUGGCAAUUUGGCUACCCACAAAUAUGUUCAUAUAGCAAACAAACCAUGUCGCUGCGAUAUUUGUGGUCGAUCAUUCCCUCGAAACGAUCACCUACGUACUCACAAACGGGUUCAUAGAGGAGAGAAACCAUAUCGCUGUAACAUCUGUGGUAAAUCAUUCUCACAAAAUUGCAAUUUAACUAAACAUACACGUAUUCAUACAGGUGAGAAACCAUAUCGCUGUGAUAUCUGUGGUAAAUCAUUCUCACAAAACAUCCACUUAAGUAAGCAUAAAACUAUCCAUAAAUCAGUGUAAAUAUAUCCACAGUCAAAUUUACUUACUUAAUCCUUUCACUCCCUACAAAGCAUAGGCCUUGAAUGACUUUUCUUUAUUAUUCUCAAGUUAUCUUGCUUUUGAAAUUUAUGUUGAUGUUCCUAUAAGUUGCUUUUGUCUAGUAGGGGUAUUGGCUCUACACAUAGACUUAUUUUUAUCUCUAGUUGGAGGUUGUCCCAAUAAGUUUGGCUCCUGUCUUUUGACCUGUCCUGCAUGAGAUGCUUUGCCAGUUGCCUUUGGCUCUACUGGUAUAGAUUCUAGAAUUAUUGAGUCACUUAACCCUUUUGUUACUAACCCGGCCAAAACCGGCUCUGGCUCUGUGGUAAAAUGUCUUGUUUUCAUAAGUUUUGAAUUAAAAUCUUCCACCAAACCUUAGUCACAAUUUAUGUUCCUAACA
Octopus sinensis (East Asian common octopus) is the source of this 3206-nucleotide messenger RNA. Its product is annotated as zinc finger protein 160. Gene Ontology annotation, molecular function: DNA-binding transcription factor activity; RNA polymerase II cis-regulatory region sequence-specific DNA binding. NCBI's taxonomy places the organism in Eukaryota, Metazoa, Mollusca, Cephalopoda, Octopoda, Octopodidae. The record is from RefSeq and is a predicted model, not a curated record. Gene Ontology annotation, biological process: regulation of transcription by RNA polymerase II. The coding region runs from base 851 to 2791 and encodes 646 amino acids. The transcript is spliced from 3 exons.